AUGAAAAGAACGGAGGAUGGCAAGUUCCAACGCUUCUACGACCAAUUGAAAGGGCUGUCAACGAAUAUCCCAUUUCUUGAUGCAUUCCAGGAAAUACCGGGAUUUUCUAAAUACCUGAAAGAUUUGUUGACAAAGAAAAGGCCAAUCAAGCAUGAUACGAUGGGAGUCACUCACCGUGUGAGCGCUAUUAUUUCGUCAUCAAAGGUUGAAAAGAAGGGAGAUCCCUGGGCUUUCACUAUCCCUUGCACCAUCGGUCAUCAUGAUUUUUCUAGUUCUUUAUGUGACAAUGGGGCUAGUAUUAAUUUGAUGCCACUAGCCAUAUAUAAUAAAGCCGAUUUGGGAACACCUAGACCAACGAGCAUGCGUCUCCAAAUGGCUGAUAAAACCAUCAAAUGA
Lycium barbarum (goji berry) is the source of this 396-nucleotide messenger RNA. RefSeq lists its product as uncharacterized. The coding region runs from base 1 to 396 and encodes 131 amino acids. The transcript has a single exon. The record is from RefSeq and is a predicted model, not a curated record. Lineage: Eukaryota; Viridiplantae; Streptophyta; Magnoliopsida; Solanales; Solanaceae.